AAACAAAUACCAAUUCUUUGUGUUCGAAAAACAGACUUUAAAUAUAGAAAUCGAUUAAAAUAUGCAGUGCAGUCAUUAUUAAUAUUUGUUUAAAAAUCAAGCGUUUCAAUAUGUCUGCGCCCAUGUAAAGAAAAUGAAAAUAGAGACGCCUUAGUGUUUCAUUUAAAGUUUUUAGACCAAGUCAAAUGUGUCAGUUAGUUUUAAUUAAACUUAAGACAUAAAGAAAUUAUGACUGGCGUUCCAGACAGUGCUGAUUUUGCAAAAACGACUUUGUUUAAAUCUAAAAAAGAUUGUGUUUACACAAGUUGCUAUUGUGAGGAAAAUGUUUGGAAGCUCGCAAAUGAAGUAAAAGAGAAGCACAGCAAGGAACUUGGAAACUGUUUCUGUGUAUUUAUAUCAAAUGAAUCUCAAUCUAUACCACUAUGGGAACAGGCACCCAGUCAAAGAGAAGAUGGAUUGGUGAUUUGGGACUACCAUGUUAUAUUUUUACACAAGGCACAAGAUGGCAGCUAUAUUUAUGAUUUAGACACAAAACUUGAUUUUCCAUGUAUGUUUAGUCAUUAUAUUGAUAGAGGAAUACAGUCAUGUGAUAAGUUCAAAAAGGAGUUUCACAGGCAGUUUCGUGUGAUUCCAGCUGAUGAAUUUUUAUCAACAUUUGCAUCAGAUAGAUCUCAUAUGUUAGACGAGGAUGGUAAAUGGUUGAAGACUCCACCAUCCUAUCCAUGUAUACAAACAAAAGAUGCCAUAAACAAUAUAAAGGACUUUAUAAGCAUGGACCCAGAAGUGGGAGUUGGGAAAAUAAUGGACUUUUGGCAAUUCUGUGAUACUUUUAUUGAAAAAGACACUUCCUGAUGAAAUGCUAUCAGUUAGAUGUACUACAACAACAAAUAUUUAUUACUGAAAAUGAGCUUUUAUUCUGUUACAUUGCAAAUAAUGUCCUCUGAUGUUCAAGAUUCUACCUUGUACUUCAUGCAAUACUAUUGUUGUUUAUGCCACAAUGUCUCUUGACUUAACUGUUACACAUCAACAAAAGAAGGAUUGUUAUAAGCAUAAAUGUAUUGUGAAAGUAUGAACAAAAAUUUACUCUGCUAAACUUGCGUGAUGUAUUUGUCAUGCAUCGAAUUUGGAGCUGUGAAUUUUUGGAUCUUUAGGACAAUAAAGAUUCAGCAGCUAGUAAUGUAAAAUCUGGUCAGAUCUUACUAGAGUGCAUGGAUGUAUAGUGUGGCCUAGGAAAGAUAAUCCGCGUCACAACAAAACCAACAUAAUGUGUUUGCGACCAGCAUGGAUCCAGACCAGCCUGCGCAUCUCUGCAAUCUGAUCAGGAUCCAUGUUGUUUGCUUACAAACCCUAUAACAAGUAAAGAAACUGAUAGCGAACAGCAUGGAUCCUGAUCAGACUGCACAGUCAGUUGACACCGGAUGACCGAUAUAUGUUUUUUUUUGUCUCUUUUUAAAAACAUAUUUUUCUAUGAUGUAUUGUGCAGCAAUAGAUUGCAGGAUAAAAAUAAAACCAAGCGCACAACUGUUCUUCCCAAAACCAACAGAUCUGCUUGCAACCAGUUAACGGGUGUGUGUAUAAUUUAAGUCACUAUUUACAAAAUAAAAUGUUGCAAUGGUUUAAAAUUACAGCAUCAUAAACAUAGCAAAACCUUUACUUUUAUGUUUAUUAGCUCACCUGAGCAAUGCUCAGGGUGAGCUAUUGUGAUCACCCUGUGUCCGUCGUGCGUCGUGCGUCGUCAACUUUUCACAUAAACAACAUCUCCUCUGAAACCAAUGACUGCACAUCAACCAAACUUUACAGAAAUGAUCCUUGGGUGGUCCCCUUUCAAAGUUGUUCAAAUGGUUCCGGUCUGUUGCAUAUGUAGGUCACAGGGCCAGAAAAGGAUUUCAAAAAACACAAAAUUAAAAAAUCUUCUUGUCUGAAAGUACAUGGGCCAGAGCUUUGAUUUUUAGCUCGACUUUUCUAUGAAAAGGGGAGCUAUCCUACUCGCCCCGGCGUCGGCGUUGGCGUCGGCGUUGGCGUCACACCUUGGUUAAGUUUUUCGUACCACCCCACUUUAUUUCAGAAGUAUUACAAGUAUGGCUUUGAAACUUACCAUACUUGUUCACCAUCAUAACCUCCAUCUACAGACAAGAGUACAUAAUUCUGUCAAGGUUUUUGACAGAAUUAUGGCCCUUUUUUGACUUAGAAAGUGUAUUGAGCUUGGUUAAGUUUUUUGUACCACCUCACUUUAUUUCAAAACCAUUGGAGGUAUUGCUUUGAAACUGACCAUACUUGUUUACCAUCACGACCUUCAUCAACAGACAAGAGGACAUAACUCUGUCAAGGUUUUUGACAGAAUUAUGCCCCUUUUUGACUUAGAAAAUACAUUGAAUAUGGGUAAAAUCCACUUAUUGCCUUAACCCUUUGAGAUAUUGCUUUGAAACUUUUAAUGCUAUUUCACAUCAUUACCCCCAUCUGUACGCAAGAGAAGGUAACUCUGUCAGGGAUUUGUUUUAAAAAUUAAGGCCUUUUAUCGACUUAGAAUCUUGGUUAAGUUUUUUGUACCAGUCAACUUUUUGACUGAACUGGUUGAGAUAUUAAAUUGAAAGUUGGAAUACUUGUUUACCAUCAUAGUCCCAAACAUGGGCAGGAGAAGGUAAUUCUGUUUAGGAUUUUAUUUGAAUUAUGGCCCUUUUUGACUUAGAAACUCAGUUAAAAUUUUCAUUCUUGUCCACUUGUUGACCUAACCAUUUGAGAUAUUACUUUGGAAGUUGGAGUUCUUAUGUGCCAUCAUGAGACCUAUCUGUAAGCAAGAGAAGAUAACUCUGUGAAAAUGUUUCUUGAUUUGUACUUAGAAAUUCCUAGUUAAAGUCUUGUGUGCCCUUAACUGUCAAAGUUUUGUUUUAUAGGCAAGCACUAAAAAAGUCGAGCGCGCUGUCCUUCUGACAGCUCUUGUUGGUAUAUGGUAUCAUCUAUGGGUCCUCUACCAAAGUUGUUCAAAUUUUGUCCCUAGUGUCAAAAUUGGCCCCGCCCCGGGGGGGUCAUAGGUUUUUCCUUAUAUGUCUAUAGGUAAAUCUAAAAAAAUCUUCUUCUCUGAUUUGGCAAAGGCUACAGAUUAGAUAUUUGGCAUGAAACAUUGUGUAGUAGACCUCUAUCAAGAUUGUUCAAAUAAUGGCCCUAGGGUCAAAAUUGGCCCCGCCCUGGGGGUCAUUGAUUUUCAUUACAUACAUAUAGUGAAAACUUGAAAAAUCUUCUGGUCUGAAAGUAAAUGGCCUAGAGCUUUGAUUUUUGGUAUAUGGUAUCAUCUAUGGGUCCUCUACCAAAGUUGUUCAAAUUUUGUCCCUAGUGUCAAAAUUGGCCCCGCCCUGGGGGUCAUAGGUUUUUCCUUAUAUGUAUAUAGUAAAAUCUAAAAAAAUCUUCUUCUCUGAUUUGGCAAAGGCUACAGAUUAGAUAUUUGGCAUGAAACAUUGUGUAGUAGACCUCUAUCAAGAUUGUUGAAAUAAUGGCCCUAGGGUCAAAAUU
Molecule: messenger RNA, 3504 nt
Organism: Ruditapes philippinarum (Manila clam)
Lineage: Eukaryota; Metazoa; Mollusca; Bivalvia; Venerida; Veneridae
Product: protein N-terminal glutamine amidohydrolase-like
Exons: 6
Coding region: 229-852 (207 amino acids)
Cellular component (GO): nucleus; cytosol
Molecular function (GO): protein-N-terminal asparagine amidohydrolase activity; protein-N-terminal glutamine amidohydrolase activity
Source: RefSeq, a predicted model, not a curated record